AUGGUGCUGGCGAUACCCGCUUAUUCGCUCUUUCUCGCGUACAACGUGGUUUUCCUGGUGCUGACGUACGUGGUGCCUGUAGCCACCAUGGCGGUCACCUACACGCGUAUGAGCGUCGUCCUGUGGGGCAGUCGCUGCAUCGGAGAGUUCACCGAGCACCAGCAGAACGCCCUAAGGAGCAAACAAAAGGUGGUGAAGAUGCUGUUCACGGUGGUUGUCCUCUUCACGGUCUCGUGGCUCCCUUACCACAUCUACUUCAUCUACGUGUUUCAUCACCCCAAGGUGGCCUACGUAGACUACAUCCAGCACGUGUACUUGGCCAUGUACUGGCUGGCCAUGUCGCACGCGAUGUACAACCCCAUCGUCUACUACUUCAUGAACAAGAGUUUGUACAUACCCUCGCCGCAGCACGUCGCCACUCAUAAUACAGCUCUCCACGCCUACACAGACAAAUAUCAAGCAAAAAUCAACUGA
Molecule: messenger RNA, 474 nt
Organism: Ixodes scapularis (black-legged tick)
Lineage: Eukaryota; Metazoa; Arthropoda; Arachnida; Ixodida; Ixodidae
Product: tachykinin-like peptides receptor 86C
Exons: 4
Coding region: 1-474 (157 amino acids)
Biological process (GO): G protein-coupled receptor signaling pathway
Cellular component (GO): plasma membrane
Molecular function (GO): tachykinin receptor activity
Source: RefSeq, a predicted model, not a curated record